Meloidogyne enterolobii is the source of this 759-nucleotide messenger RNA. The record is from the annotation of a GenBank genome assembly. NCBI's taxonomy places the organism in Eukaryota, Metazoa, Nematoda, Chromadorea, Rhabditida, Meloidogynidae.
AUGGAUUUUCUUCGUCUUUUCCCUCCUAAAAGUCGUCAAUCUCGACUGAUUUUUUGUAACUAUCGGCAAAUGGGGCUUUUCUGCUGGUCUGCUGAUGAGCCGAAUCAAAUUGUUAUGGUUUCUGCAUUGGUUAGUGGUGAUGAAAGGAAUAACGCAGAAAAAUCAAACGAGAUUAUAACUUUUGAAAACAAACCAGGCGUGUUAUUCAGACGUAUUUUGACAAUUCUUCUUUCGCCUGAAUUGCCAGUUGAAGCAGACUUUACUCAAAUUUUGGUAAAUAAAAAUGGAAAUUUGUUGGCUUUGGUAGGCAAAUGUAUGGUCUUUAUUGUGGAAUUGGACCCUGAUUUUUGGGAUUAUCGACAUCAAAUUGGCGUUUCUCUGGAUUUUGAUUCCUCUGUAGAACAUCUCAAAAGCGAGUAUUAUGCAAGGUGUGAUCUUCUUCACUUUAAUUUAUUUAUGCGCAAAUACGCACCUUCAAUUAUAAAGGCCGUUUGGUUUGAUCCCCAAAAAGAUGCGAAACAAUAUUUUGUUAAUGAACAUCAGGCUUCUGGAGGGUUGCUUGCUCUACUUUAUUCAGACAGCGUAAUAAGACUUUACGAUGUCAAUUCAGUUAUAGAUCGACCAUAUUGUGUUAUAGACUUCAACAUUCUUUUGUUCGAUAGAACGCCUAGCGAAAGUGGCGAAGAAUUUAAUGACAACAAUUCUGGUAUUGAUAGCCGGCCUCAUUCAACUUUUGGAUUUGUUACUCAAAUUGUCUAG